AACUUUUAUUCAACAUCCUUUUGGAUCAUCUUUCUUUUGAAAAUAGUAAACAACCGAUGAUGAUGAUGAUGAAAUAGUCGGUGAUCGCUACUGUAAUUAACUCCAACAAGAUCGAACAACAAAAUUCCCCCAUACCCAUCUAUCUAUAUUCACCUUCAUCUUCUUCUGUUACACCGUAUCAAUCAAAACAUCAAAUCUUUCCCUUCAUUCACAAUCCACCCACCAACUCUAGCCCUAAACCUGUUCACCCAUCAAUUCCUUCCACCACACCCUUUUCACUCACCUAUCUUCCUUCCAAUCCAAACCCUUAUUCCCAAAUCCUCUGUUUCCCCCAACAAAACAUGUUCUUUGGGGCCGUCCAAUUAGGACUAAUGGCCGCCUGUGUUGUCCUCUUUGUUCCAAUGGGUAUGGCCGGUUGGCACCUCAGUCGCAACAAAGUCCUCUUCUUUAGCGGUGCACUAUUCAUCACUCUAGCUGUAUUCAUUCACCUCAUUCCAUACUUCCCAUCUUUCUUCCCACAAACCCCAUCUGUCAUGUUUCAAGAUCCUGCAACUUCCUCCUGCAUUUCUUCGCUCAACGACGUCGUUUUUCGUCCCAAUUCUGAUGGCUAUUUGUGGGAUUGGGAUAACACUAGUAAUUCAAGAUCUUAUGGCUGUGAGUUUCAGAAGCUGGGUCGGGUUGAUGUGAUGGAUCUGUUAAACGGGUCGUGGGUUGUGGUCGCUGGCGAUUCGCAGGCGCGGUUGUUUGUUGUGGGUUUGUUGGAUUUGGUUUUGGGGGCUGAUGAGAUGGAGUUGAUUCAUGGGGAUUUGUUUAAGAGGCAUAGUGAUUAUCAUAUAACUGUUGGCGAAAUCGGGUUGAAGUUGGAUUUUAUUUGGGCGCCUUAUGUUGCGAAUUUGAGUGAUGUUGUUGUUGAGUUUAAGAGGAAUGGGAGUUAUCCUGAUGUGUUGGUUAUGGGUUCAGGGUUGUGGCAUAUGUUGCAUUUUACGAAUUAUUCGGAUUAUGGUGUUUCGUUACGGUUGCUUAGGGAUUCGUUGAACCAGUUGGUUCCGGUGAGACGUAAGUUUGAGAUGGAGUCUGAUUCUGAUCCUGAUUCUACACGGGGGAUGCAUUUGUUUUGGCUUGGUAUGCCGACGUUGAUAAACGGGUUGUUGAAUACCGAGGAGAAACGGGCCAAGAUGACCCGUGAGAUGUGCGAUGCUUAUGAUCAUGAACUUUACAAAAGCAAGAUCUUGCGUCGUGAUGGUGGGUCUUUCUUGUUGCUAGAUGUUGGGACGUUGAGCGGUAAGUGUGGCGCUGAUUGUUCGUUAGAUGGGAUGCAUUAUAGUGAUGUGGUUUAUGAAGCUUCGGUUCAUGUUAUGUUGAAUGCGUUGCUUAUCGAGUCGCAUCAGAAGCUAUGAUGUCAAAUCAUGACUGAUUUUCUUGAUGCUUCUUGGGACCGACUUACAUCAAUUUCAGCAAGUUUUUCGGAUUGACUUGGCUGGUGUAUGCCUAAAAAUAGAAACCCGAUCGAGCCCCAUUCGUUUCAACUUUCAACACGUAUCAUUGUCGUCGUCGUUAAAAUGCAUAGAAUUCCCAUUUUUGUUUUUUGUCUUCCUUUUUGUUUUUGUAGCAAUUGACAUUUGACACUGUAGAUUUACACCAAUUUGUAUUCAGUAGAAAAUAUCUCUGGUUUUGCAACUAUAAUCCUAUGUUGUUUGAUUAGAUGGUUUACAUGCCAGAAAGCCCUGUUUUGUUUGUCC
Messenger RNA from Helianthus annuus (common sunflower), 1739 nucleotides. RefSeq lists its product as uncharacterized. The transcript has a single exon. Gene Ontology annotation, cellular component: Golgi apparatus. Gene Ontology annotation, biological process: carbohydrate metabolic process. Bases 342 to 1397 code for a protein of 351 amino acids. Lineage: Eukaryota; Viridiplantae; Streptophyta; Magnoliopsida; Asterales; Asteraceae. Gene Ontology annotation, molecular function: acetyltransferase activity. The record is from RefSeq and is a predicted model, not a curated record.